Messenger RNA from Melanotaenia boesemani (Boeseman's rainbowfish), 1257 nucleotides. It is a transcript of the gene aspnat, whose product is annotated as N-acetyltransferase 8-like. Lineage: Eukaryota; Metazoa; Chordata; Actinopteri; Atheriniformes; Melanotaeniidae. The transcript has 3 exons. Gene Ontology annotation, molecular function: L-aspartate N-acetyltransferase activity. The coding region runs from base 192 to 1028 and encodes 278 amino acids. Gene Ontology annotation, cellular component: mitochondrial membrane. The record is from RefSeq and is a predicted model, not a curated record.
UCUUGGUCGUCAGAAACUCAGGGUUGCAGCAGAACAUUCCCCUUUCGUCUUAUCCCCCCUCAUCAUCGUUUCGCCGUUUUUUAAGAAAAUCUUACGCACCAUUCAUUUUCACUCAUUCUCCCCCCAAAUCAUUUCUUUCUUUCUAUUUUUACCCUUUCCGAACUGUAGUUGUAGUUUUUGCGGCCAGUUGCAUGCAUUGUUCGUCUCCCAAAAUGGUUUGCGAGACUAAAAUUGUUGCGGAUGAACACGAUGCUAUACCUGGGACCAAAAAAGAGUCGAUGAUGUGGAGCUCUCCAGCCUCUAGCGUGGCUCUUAACCCAGCUGAGGCGAAGGAUGUGAGAAAUAAUGCGGUUUUUAUCCGCGAGUUUGAGCGCGAGGAUCAAGAGGAGGUGCGGCGCAUCUUUUACGAGGGUAUCAUGGAGCGGAUACCCAACACGGCGUUUAGGGGGAUCAAACAGCAGCCCAAGACCCAAUUUUUAUAUGCUCUUCUGACAGUAAUGUGCUUUUUCAUGACCAAAUCUGUCACGCUGACCUGCUGUGCACCCCUGAUUCUCAUGGGUGCGCGCUACUACUACAGCAGGAAAGUUAUCCACACUUAUCUGGACUGUGCUCUGCACACGGACAUGGCUGAUAUAGAGGCUUAUUACAUGAAACCCACAGGGUCUUGCUUCUGGGUGGCAGUGCUUGAUGGACGGGUGGUUGGCAUUGUCGCGGCGCAGGGUCACGAGGAGGACAACACCGUGGAGCUGCGACGCAUGUCGGUGGACUCCCGCUACCGUGGUAAAGGCAUCGCCAAGGCGCUGGGUCGUCGUGUUCUGGAGUACGCCAUGCGCAACAACUACGCCGCCGUGGUCCUCGGCACAACGGCCGUCAAGUUGGCCGCCCACAAGCUGUACGAGUCGCUGGGCUUCCGCAGAACGGGCCAGAGCGAGGACUACAGGCUACCCGGCAUGAGCCGCUCGCCGCUGGAGAGGCUCUUCUUCCAGAUCCGCCACAGCCGCUACCGCCUGCAGCUUCGUGAGGAGUGAGAGGUGACGGGGAGAGAGAGAGAUGGAGAAGGGGAGAUGGAGGAAGAGAGGGGCAGAGAGAGCAAUAACCCUCGUUCACCUCAGAGCCCCGCCUGCAUCCUCUCCUCUGACAGCUUUUAUUUACUUCAUGUCAUUAGAGAUGUUUGAGUAACACUUCUAUCUCAUCAAGUCACUAACGUUUUUUUUUUAUUAAUAUUUCACUUUUGUUGUUAUUUUUUGUAUUAUACUU